AAUAUACGCCACAUCAUCUGUUCGGCUUGCUAACUUGUGGGGCAGGUAGCAACGACUUUGCGUACCAAGUAUUUAUGGUCAAUUUGUUUGUUCUGUGAUUUAUGUCAAAUAAAUUAAUUCUUAAAUGAUGUAUUUGAAUGAAAUCUCAUAAACUAGAUCUCGGUAGUUUUUCUUAUUGGUCUAGAAUCACUUGCUUGUUUAAUUUUGCUGCGCUAAUCAUUCCGACUAUCAGAAACGUGUUCACAGGUUUUAAAUCCCCCAGAAUUUGAAAAAUUGAAAAUUUUUACCAUGGCUUCUCAACAACAACCUCCUCAACGACAGAGCGGUUACGCAAUCGUGAAACAGGUACAAUCUGGAGAUACUGUUAUCCUACGGGGACAGCCGAGAGGUGGCAAGCCAAAAGAGAAAACUCUUGGUUUGUCUAGUAUUAUUGCUCCCAAAUUGGCACGUCGACCAAAUGCAAGUGGAGAAGGUGCUACCAAAGAUGAACCCUAUGCCUGGGAAGCUAGAGAGUUUUUGCGGAAGAAGUUAAUUGGCAAAGAUGUCUACUUUGUCAUAGAAAGUACUCCUAAUGCGGCUAAAGAAUAUGGAUAUAUCUAUAUUGGAAAAGAUACAACUGGAGAAAAUAUCAGUGAAUCACUUGUUGCUGAAGGUCUUGUUGAUGUACGGCAUGCAGCUGUCAAAUCUGAGUCUCAUCAGCGUUUAUGUGAGCUUGAAGAUGCUGCAAAAGCUGCCGGAAAGGGUAAACAUGGGCCUAAUGCCAGCGAGCAUGUUCGUGAUAUUGUUUGGUCCAUUGAAGCUCCCCGUAAUUUCAUGGAUUCUCUGCAUCAAAAACCUGUAAAAGCGGUUGUAGAGCAUGUGAGAGACGGUAGUACUAUGAGAGUUGUACUCCUUCCCGGUGUAUACAAUGAGUACUAUUACAUUACUGUUAUGCUGUCUGGAAUUAGGUGUCCUUCCUUUCGCGGAGAAGAGCAGUUUGCUGAGCCUUUUGCAGAAGAAGCAAAAUUUUUCACAGAAUGUCGAUUGCUUCAGCGUGAUGUAGAAGUAAUUCUAGAAAGUGUGUCAAAUCAGAACUUUCUGGGAACAAUAAUCCAUCCAAAUGGUAACAUUACAGAGCUCCUUCUUAGUGAAGGAUUUGGAAAGUGUGUUGACUGGAGUUUACAAUGUGCUACUUCUGGUGUUGAAAAGCUCAGAGCUGCAGAAAAGUAUGCAAAAGAGAGACGUGUGCGCCUUUGGAAAGAUUAUACUCCAAGUGGACCAGUUAUUGAUGCCAAAGAGAAAGAAUUUAGUGGAAAAGUUGUAGAAGUAGUCAAUGGUGAUGCUUUAGUCAUAAAGCUUUCUGAUGGUUCAACAAAAAAAGUAUUUUUGGCUAGCAUCAGGCCACCAAGGCGAGCGGCGAUGGGCCAGAAAAUUCCGGUAUCUGCUCCGAGGAACAUGGCUAUCUAG
Uloborus diversus is the source of this 1446-nucleotide messenger RNA. RefSeq names its product staphylococcal nuclease domain-containing protein 1-like. Gene Ontology annotation, biological process: mRNA catabolic process. Gene Ontology annotation, molecular function: RNA binding; nuclease activity. Lineage: Eukaryota; Metazoa; Arthropoda; Arachnida; Araneae; Uloboridae. Bases 289 to 1446 code for a protein of 385 amino acids. The record is from RefSeq and is a predicted model, not a curated record. Gene Ontology annotation, cellular component: cytosol; nucleus. The transcript has 9 exons.